UGAUGAAACAAAAAAACGAAGCCAAACAGCACUUAACCCCCGAGACCAUUUUGGUUGGAUCGAUCUUGUAGAAACAGAGACUCAGAAAAGCACUUUCAGACUUGACCCUUCCCUACGAUUGAAUCGUAGAGAAAGAGAAAGAGAAAUCCUCCUUGGAUCAUACAUUUGGCGGAGGCUUACCUUUGCCGUUUAUUCACCCAUGUCACUCUUAAACCAGCUCUUCAAUAGAGGUGUUUUUGGCACAAAAUGGGUGGUUUUGUAGCAAAACAUGCGUGAGCUUGGCAAUCUCACGCAUCAAAUUGCUGCAAAACAAGAGGGAUAUGCAGCUCAAACAUAUGCGUAAGGAGAUAGCCCAGUUUUUGCAGGCUGGCCAGGAAGCGAUAGCUCGAAUUCGGGUGGAGCAUGUUAUAAGGGAACAGAACAUAUGGGCUGCAUAUGAGAUAUUAGAGCUGUUCUGUGAAUUUGUUCUUGCACGGGUUCCUAUAAUUGAAAGCCAGAGGGAAUGUCCACCAGAAUUGCGAGAAGCUAUCUCGAGUAUAAUAUUUGCAGCUCCCAGAUGUUCAGAUGUGCCAGAUUUGCUACAGAUCAAGAAUUUAUUUACUACAAAAUAUGGCAAGGAAUUUGUCAUGGCUGUGUCAGAACUUCGUCCUGACUCUAGUGUCAACCGUACAAUAAUUGAAAAGCUUUCAAUUAGUGCUCCUGCUGCAGAGGUAAAGCUCAAGAUAUUGAACGACAUUGCAAAAGAGUACAAUCUGGAAUGGAAUUCUUCAAACACAGAAGCAGAAUUCAGUAAGAAACAUGAAGAUCUGCUGGGUGGAUCAAAGCAAGCAUGUGCUGGAGUUGGACUCCCCCAGGCUCCCAACAAACGAGACUCUUUUAAAUCUUCUCCUUCUAAUGGGGCACAAUCUAUUAUACCUACGAAUACUAAACAAGAAUCUCAUCAGCCUCAAGCUCCUAGUGCUUCAAGCAAUGCUCCUUUUUUGGGUACUAAUGAAAUAGAACCAUCAAUAAAAAAUUAUGAUGCAGGACUAGUUAGCGAUGUCAAAAGGGAGACAAGACCCCAAUCGACUGAGAUCCUGGAGAAAGCUCGAGCUGCCAUUGCCUCUGCAGAGCGUGCAUCUGCUGCUGCUCGUGCCGCUGCCGAGUUGGUAAAUGUUAAGUUUGGGUCCUUCAAGCUGGAAGAAAGCAAGUCUUCUUCACAGCUGUGAUGAAAUGGAUAUGUGAGCUUUGUGUGCAUUCUUGUGAAUCUAUGGCAGCAGGCUUUUCCAAGAUCCAUGGAAGAAAAGUGGCUGAAAAAAAACAAAAACAAAAACAAGAGGAGGAGAACGUGUAUAUUAAAAAUAAUGCACUUCUUGUUAAGGAAUAUUACAAACCGAGUCAGUGAAUAUAACUGCAUGUCCGUUGUAUUA
Molecule: messenger RNA, 1409 nt
Organism: Alnus glutinosa
Lineage: Eukaryota; Viridiplantae; Streptophyta; Magnoliopsida; Fagales; Betulaceae
Exons: 6
Coding region: 321-1208 (295 amino acids)
Biological process (GO): protein transport
Source: RefSeq, a predicted model, not a curated record